Spirometra erinaceieuropaei is the source of this 10727-nucleotide messenger RNA. Lineage: Eukaryota; Metazoa; Platyhelminthes; Cestoda; Diphyllobothriidea; Diphyllobothriidae. The record is from the annotation of a GenBank genome assembly.
AUGCACAGUGCACAGACUAGACGCGCACCUUACGUUUCAAAGGACGGGGCUCCCCAUUACGAUGGACUUAAAUCAUCUACUCGCGAUUUAAUUAGUGGAAAGGAUGCAAAAUACGAUCAGGAAAAUAUACCAAACGGCGCUGAAUUAGUAAAUGGAUCAAAUCCGACGAUACCUGAUACAUACGUGGGAUAUUCCAACAUUCCUAACCAGGUUUACUUUAUUUUGCCUUACUUAUUAUGCAGAUUUUUCGGAGGGCAGUUCGCAAGGGCUUUGAAUUUAACUUGAUGGUUGUCGGUGAGACCGGCCUUGGCAAAUCUACCUUUAUCAACUCGCUCUUUCUUACCGAUGUCUACAAUGUUGAAAAUCCAGGCCCUUCAUUUAAGGUCAAACAUACUGUUGAGGUUCGGUCCUCGUCCGUACUCCUUAAGGUUUGAUAUUUCUCGUUUCGUAAUCUGGAUGUAGGAGAAUGGUGUAUCACUGAAGCUAACAGUUAUUGACACCCCGGGUUUCGGGGAUUCAGUCAACAAUAGCGAAUGCUGGCAGCCAAUUCUGGACUUUAUAGAUGCUCGUUUUGAUGAAUAUUUGGCUGCCGAAGGCCGUGUUUCAAGGAAUUCUGCAGCCAUACCUGACAAGCGCGUGCAUGCAUGCUUAUAUUUCAUCGCCCCAACAGGUAUGCAUGUCAUGAGUUGUAUUUGUCGUGACUGUCAUAUUGGUCGAUUUUACUUGUUGACUACUUACCCACCACUUCAACAUACGCACAUGUGCUUAGUUCCGUCCUCUUAUUUCUCAACUGUAAUCCUACUGCUCCUUCUCUUCAUAAUCUUCGAAAAACCAAUAAACUUACAGCAUUAUUUUGGAAUUUGUUGGCCAAAAUUAGUCCUUCCCGCCAUAGAGGAUCUUCUGAACUGGUUAGGCUACAACACAUCGGGGGGAUGUUGGCUGUGGAGACUGUGCAAGCACAAUAUAGGAAAAACGUUUCUUCGAUUUAUCAGGGCGUACAUGUGUGUUUGGACAAUAGGGAGUUUUUUUCGGAGGACCCCGACAGUUAUAUCCGACCGACCGAUUGUCCGUCUUGUAUUCUACUUAAUUAGUUGUGGUCUUUUUAAAAACCAUCCGAACCUGUAUUUAAAUCGACACCCGAGCCACUGCCAACCGUCAAACCGGCUAGUGAGGGAUUGGCACACGGCAUCAAUCUCCUAGGUAGUGAAUGUUCACGCUUACAGCCCCUUGUUAACACCCUUCUCCUUAUAACAACCAUCUAUAAGCAUAACGGGACAUAUCACAACAGAAAGUGGGUCCAACCGCCGGAACCAGCCUGGUAAGCUGUCCGGAAACGAUAAAAGUGUUUUGGAAAAAUGUAGUUAACAGCAGCAUCUAAGAGUAGCCAAUGCAUAAGAACUCUUUUACCUACGUCACUUAAGCGCUGUUAAAGGACAUCUCCAUGCAUCUAUUAGUCUUUCAGGCGUUCACAAUAGUAGUAUGGAGAUCCUGUCCUUAAGUACGACAAUUUCACGUCUCUCCGCGUGUGAGUCUAGACGGUCACUCACAUGACUGAACCUAAUGUUGCUUGUACAGCUGUUCGAGAUGUGCAUUUGUACGCGGGGAUUCAUGUCGCAUCUGUUUGUCGACCGUUUUUUUUCCGGGCAGUAGGACUCAGGGAACCAUCACUCGUCUUUAGGGUCCCGGGUCUUUCUGCUACAAACUGUUAACCUUUACCUAGCUGGAAGAUUCUGUGGUUUCUCUCCAGCGGUUUGAAAUGGCUCUUUGUUUCCAUGGCAUCAACGUUUGGUAUUUAAAUGUAUACUUAGUCUCAGGCCUGUGCAAUUUCUACUUCCAACCGGGUAAGAGGAUAUUUGAAGGCCCCGAUGACCAACUUGAAGAAUAACCGGUAAUGUUUGACGAGUGCAGUUAUUACAGCCAGAACACUGUCUUUUCUAUCAACAGACGACCCCUGCUGUCAUAGAAACACUAGUAUCCCUUUCUGACACAGACCUAACCUACCUUUAAUGUCAUGUACGCUGUUGCCGACGUCAUGUCUGUUAUGCUGUAAAAAGCAUAGUUCUCAGUUUGUAUACGCAUCUAGCGCUUGUUUUCGUAUCAGAUACUUUACAAGGACAACAGGGAUCACUAUACCGGGGAAUUAUGGUUCUGCGGUCCCUACUAAUACCUAGUUCAGCAGAUUUUGCUGUUUGAAAUUGGGCGUAACAGCCCCGGCAAAUAAUUUUUUGUUAUUGGCCGAGGUCGGAAAUGCCUUGUUUUUCGACUGUUUAUGUAUUUUUUGCUUGGAACUGCUGCUGACUUUAUGCAUCCGUAACACACUUGGCAAGUUUUUUUCUUCUGUUCGACUAUUUCCAUCUUCUGCCAUCGCAGAGCAUGGCUUGCAGUAUUCCAAACAUUCCCCAGCGAGCACCUUGAUUGGAGUCCUUCAAGUAACUAUAUUGUCCAACAGGGAGCAGAACUGCAAAACAUGAAAGCUGUCGACGUAAAUCUUUUGACUUGUCUUUUGAUACCGCACACAAUCGUAGAUAAAAAAAAUCGAACAGGUCGGUAAACUGUUUACAACCACAAAAAUAGGUUUCUAUUGUACGUUACGUUAUGCCUUCUUCCCAAUCGUUUCAGGUCACCAUUUGAAAAAUAUCGAUGCUGAAUGCUUGCGCAGAAUUCAGGAUAAGGUCAACGUCAUACCCAUCAUCGGCAAAGCUGAUUGCAUGACUUUGGAGGAAUGCAAGGAAUUCAAGAAAAACCUCCUCGCUGACUUCCAGCACCACAAGAUUAAAAUAUACGACUUCCCAGACAGUGAACAGAGUUUUGGUGAGCUUACGUCAGUUUUGUCGCAUCAUGCUGGAGUUUGUAUGGAUAUUGUUUAACUUUCUUCAAAACGGCCAACUUAUGAUAUGUAAAACUGGUGGGAAAACAUCCUACCGCUUAAUGUUUUUAUUAGAGACAAUGUAAAUGUGUACGAUGUGCUCAUUCCCGUCUUACCCUUACCGUUUUGACUGGUUCCUCUGUCCACGCCAGUGAAUUAGGUUGUGGAUCGCCUCUCACUCUCCCAUAUGCAGAUAUCUUUAUUGUUUGUUAUUAUUGGAGAAAUGUUACCUGUGAGUGUUGAGGUGAAUAGACCAACGGAGUAACGACUUAGAAAUGGGAGCACAUGCUGUUCCACAGUAGCCACCAGAACCGAACUGUAGCCCUCUCAAACUGCGGCUCAUGCUCUAGACAAGCAACGGCAUCGUCCUCCCAUUUUUUCGUAUUUUGUUGUAGGUAAUUAGUUGCUGAGCCUACUCCUUACCACCACUUAUUCACAAUAGCUUCGCGGGUCUGACGCCUACUUAUGCCGUAACUGCCGCGCAUAUGUUACUGAAGGACGGAUUUCCAUCUGAAAGACAAUGAACGUACCAUUUAGCCAAAACCUAUGCAGUUGGGAAACCCCUGCUGCCAAUGUCUUUCUACCCCAUAUAAUUUUUGGGCACUGUCUCCCUUAAAAAGUGCAGAUCCGGGGCGUAGCAGCCCAGAUGUUCCCUUUAUAUUCAACUUCUAUAAGGGUGUCAGGGCGUUUUUAAUAGACAUUUUUAAAUCCACCGCCAUUGGUUAUCACGAUCAGUCAUUCCUAGAGGAGGAGGCAAUCUGGUUUAAAUAUCAGUAGGAAAAACGUCGUCUUCUGACCUUUUCACACUGCUUACCUUAUUUGGCAAUCAAGAUAGAAUUAAUUAUGACCCAUCUGUCCUCUCCAUUCCACUAUUUCAAUAGUGGGCCCGCCGUAAAGUAAGAGAGUUUACCAUGUACUGAUCUUGCAGCUCUACUGUAUACUUUGUAACACCCUGUGCGCCAUCUCCCUGACUUAUCUUGUAUGUGGAUUUACAGUAAAUCUUCUGUGUAUUUUCUCCAACCCUAUUCCCAUCGUCUUCCUAUGUGUAAUAUUGUUCCUUCCGGUGUUUUCUCAGAAAACAGUAACGAUGAGGAGGGGUCCCGUCUCCGUCGUCUAAGAGACCGCAUGCCUUUUGCUGUUGUGGGCGCCAACACCUACAUUACCAACAGUGCCGGAGUCAAGGUUCGUGCACGCACCUAUCCCUGGGGCACUGUGGAGGUCGACAACGUGGAGCAUAAUGAUUUCUCCAUCCUGCGUUACUUUUUGAUCCGGCUUCAAAUGCAGGUGAGGUCACGGCCGUACUUUUUGUGCAUGUCUUUGCAUAAAAACCUACUGUCGCUCUGGUAGGACCGAUCGCUUCAGUUGCACGUGAAUGAUUAUCCCACGCUGGCCUCACUUGGCCCCUAGAUGUUAUCUGUGUCUACAUAAAACUGUUGUAGCCGCAGCGGGUACACUCCACCGACUGCCUUUAUCGGUUGUCGAAACCAGAUAUUGUUUGUCUGCAUGUCUCCUAUCCAGGUGAAUAAGUGAAGUCCAACUCGAUUUUGAGUAAGGGACAGGUGUGUAGUAUGCUGCCGUCUGCUUAAUCUCUACGCCGCUCUUAUACUGUUGGCCUAGCCAUCCCAUUGGAACACGGUGUAUGUAGGAUGGAACUGGUAAAUACUGUGCCGGCCUCCUCAAUCUGUUGUUGGGCCUUGCGGUACUUGUUCAUCGUCAGCUGAGAUACCUCCUCCCACAGAAUAAACGUCGGAUCAUAUUAAAAGGGCUAAAAAUCCGAUACCCUUAGGGAAUUAAAAACGGUCAUCUGGAACUGGCGCCCACUUACCUGCUCAUCGAGCUGGCGUUUGUAGGCCUUCAUCUUCAUUGGAGUCUUGUCAAGCAAAUCCUGCUGUUCCAAGACCAUCUUCGUCACUGCCACUUUCAACUCUGAUGGCGAUGGCGAAGCGGUAGUUAUUAAGCCUUAGCUGCAGGUCUGCACACGAGGAACAGGGCUAUUUAGGAUCGUUCUCCAUACUGGCAAAAAACAGCGGCAAACGGCAGUGGAAUUUAGCAAAUGAACGAUGUUGAGACUAUCGUUGGGAACAUUGCUUACCAUAGCGGGGUGAGGCGCUAGAAAGCAUGUUCCAAACACGACCUGCUUAUUUCACCCUGACUGACCAACCGCGGUUGACGGGUUUAUUGCUCAUCGCAGUUUACACGUAAACAGUGCAGAUGGUCAGUUGUUAUUUUCGGAACUUCUUCAUUAAAUCCAGGGUCUUAGACGUUUGUUUUCUGUUAGAUAUCCCGCGACUACGAUAUUAAACGCAGUAAUCGGCCAGCUCAUGCUUGGCUUCCGAUCGUUAUUUUACACUACGGUCGUGUUUCUAGAACCAAGUUUGAUCAAGUGCAGGGGCUAGUCAUAAACAAGCUAUCUAGAGGCUGUUACUAGCUUCUUGCACAUGCCGCCAUGUGGGUUACCAUGACAGAAAGCAUCUCCACGGCGAUUGCCGGUCAUUUGACGAUAUCAACCUCACGGGCCGGUGCCGAGUUUCACACUCAUGAUUUCGCGUUGAUUGCGCAUAAAAGGCCAGCCACCUUAGGUUAAUUUUCCCACACACACACACACCCACCAGAAAUUCCUUAAAACUCGCCCAAAUACCAAGGACAGUCAUUACAACUUCACCUGCCUAUCCCAAUUUCGAGUUCUGGCACUUAGUUUUCGAAAAUACUGUCCAACGUUUCGUCUUGCUGUCGUGAUUGCUACUGGAAUUUGCCUUUCCUAGUUCCACACAGAGCGUAUUCAUCUGUUUUCUUGCAACCAUGUCAAAUAGCAGAACUAUUUCAGGCAACUCUUUCACCAUCUUAAGCAAUAAACUGUCGUAAGUAACACAUCCAGCUGCGAAUCCGUUGGCGGCCACCUUGAUUUUUUCUUGCUUUCUAUGGUGGACGCCAAGGAUAUUCCUCUGUUUCCAUAAGUGUCUAGCAAUGCCCACCAUUCUCCUCUAACGACGAUCGACUUUAGACGUAAAAAGUGUUUGCCGGUGGUCUAUCCCCAAGGCCACUGAGACAUUAAAGCCUCCGAUCACCCUGGUUACCUUGUAAAACUGACUGCUUGUGACAGACAAGAUCUUUAAUUCAUUUGAAGCAAGUGGGUCAGCCCUGACUCAGGCGACAUGCACCGCUAACUGUGCUCUAUAUUUUCAAUGAGAAGUGACGCAACAACCCCCUUAUUUGUGCCUUAGUUUUUUAUCAAGCAAACGAAAUGUUUUGUAACAUCAGCAGUUAGGUGCAAGUACCGGCCACUACUGCCAUUACUAUUGCUACUACUACUACUACUACUACUACUACUACUACUACUACUACUACUACUACUACUACUACUACUACUACUACUACUACUACUACUACUACUACCGCUAUUACUACUACUACUACUAUUGCUACUACUACUACUACUGCUACUACUACUAUACUACGGCUACUACUACUACUAAUACUACUACUGCCACUACUACCGCUACAACCGUCCCUGAGAGCAGUAUGGACUUGGACUGAACUAGACUGUAGUGAUGGAGACUAGCAGCAUCUGAAUCGAUCUCUUCCCUCACACGCUUUGUUCCAAUGACACGGAAAAGUCAAUCUGACUGGAGAUGGGUGUAAGCACUGACCCAGAGCCCCGUCCGUCGCUACGCCGGGGCCAGACUUCAGCAACUGAUCUCAUUUUGGGGAGGCUUGUCAUAAUGCCCACAUUAAGCUAACAUCACUUCAACCUGACCUUCAGUCCGGAAGACGAGUUUUUCUCCACUAGUUUAUAGUCAUGUGCCGUGACAUUUAAGAAUCUCUUGGGAUUUAUUAUGGUGAUUAGAGUACACUUUGGUCGGUCUCACUCUUUCCACAGCCAUAAUUUGCCAAUGACACGUCCGAUUCAUGCUGACUGAAGGCAAAAUUAAACGAAGUAGCUAACUUGACAGUUGCUAGUUGUCAGUUGGACUUCUGUGGGUGUAGAACAUUCUUUAAACCCGUCGCGAUUUUAUAUCAUGUCCUCCAUUCACGUCACUGAGGCUGCCUUUUUCCUUCUGCCGUCUUUUAUCCGGAGGUCUCAGGCUAUCGUAAUGACAGCUUACGGACGUAAUAACUGCGCCUCCUAAGUUUGUCGAAGUCAGGUACUUUCAGCCAUUACUCUUUGGCACAGAGAUGCUUGUCUGAAAUCAAGAUAGGUUUUUCGCCGGUCUCCUGGGCGCACAAAACAGCUGUAAUAGGAUACACUCACUGAUGGGCUUUCCAAUGCGUCUUACGCGAUUUCUAGCGUAUACACCUGACAUACCCACUUGAAAUCCUAACUGCCUUCCGCCCUUGUGGAAACACGGUACACUCUGUGAAGGCUAACUUGCGCGUGGCACGCGUAGACGGGCUGUUUGACUUUAUCAGCCAGUGCGCCCGGGUCCGUCCCCGACCGAUCUGGCCACUGGACCCAGGUAGAGGUGAGGGAGGAGAGUGUGGUGGAUGCUGCACAUGCCGACUAUCGCUAUAAACGAAUACACGCGCAAGUCACCGUCUUGUGUCCAUCGCCCCAUGGUUCGCACGGCGGACAUCAUCGUUCACGAUGGUCGAACUGUCAUAGGUCUCACUUCUUUCGCAACCGUUUUUAACUAUCCUGAUUUCCCAAGUCGGGAAAACAGUCUCGCAAAAAUUAGCUCAGCAGACUCGAGUUCUACGUUUCUGGCCCAGACAUUCAUUUGACUUUGGGCCUCCUGUUGGGUCCACUUCAACAAGCUAAAGUAGACUUUGCGAACGGCCUCCUUCAAACAUGAGGGUUGUAUAACCUUUUAAACGGCAACUUUGGAGACUGAAUACUUGACCAGUCCAAUCACUCGAAGCUUGUCUCAAUCGCCACAAGGAUCUGGAAUUAUUGGACAUUCGUUCAGUCAGUCAAUCCCUAUGGCUGUGAAUGCUGGGCUGUGGAAGUAGACAAGUGUGGAGUAGGGGGUUUUCAACCACCGCUGUCUGAGGACGAUUCCCACAGUGAAGUUCACAGACUUUGUCCCGAACAGUCCCCACGAGUCCAAUUCCCUGAACAGAACUCACUUCUGGAGCUUGCACAUGCAAGUUGAUCAGCCAGAAGACAGUGGUAUUUUAGGCUGCUUCCUGCGUUACUCCAUCUCAAUGGACGGUGUUGCCGAAUGGAGUACCCAGGGGUAGUUACUGAUCCACUGACGGUUGCGUCAGGCACCUGCCUGCACGACGUGGUCACUCAACUCUGAGCGCUCAGUGGGGAGAAACCAGUUGUGCGGUGAAGCACGUAGGAAUGGAAUUACUGCCUUAUGUCGCUGGACAUUGGUCCGCUAUAUUACAUUGUUCUGCGGCAGUAGUUUUUCACUGCCUUUCCCUUUCAAAUCUGAAGUAUUUGAACGGGUUUCUAUAUCCCCCCUCGCCUACCUCUUCUCCAACGGUCGACCUUUAGCAUCUGCGCGAAUUGACGCAUCGUGUGCACUAUGAAAACUACCGAAGUGCCAAGCUGUCCUGCAUCGCAUCGGAAAGCCAAUUUCAGACGGUCGAUGGCAAGGACCCGAUGAUGUGCAUGGAGGCAGAGAAGAAAGAACAUGAGGCCAAAAUGCGCAAGAUGGAAGCGGAAAUGGAGGCCGUCUUUGCUCAAAAGGUAUCGCAGUUUGCUCAUAUCUUUUCAUGAAUAGUGAAUGCCCCCCACCCUCACUACCUUCACGCCUAUUUACCAUUCGCGGACUGACGGCAUAGUUGCAGUCAGUCCGGCAGACUGCUGAGCACGAUUAGAAGGGCUAGAAUAGGUGUUUCCAGCCAACUUGAUUUUCACCGCAAACCAGUCCGGUAGGGCUCACGCCAGUUAAAUCAGAUUGGCUCUGGACUCAUAAACACUUAAAAUGCAGUUUGACUUCACCCACUCAUAUUAAAACCGAUAAUAAUAAAUAUUGUCGGCAAAGUAAAAGGAUGUUAGAGUAGCCAUUUCUGACUUCCGUACCGUCAGUCAACCACACUUCAACUCGGGACCAAAAAGGCCAGAGUUUUAAGCCCGGACUCAAUUGGUCGUCGGGCUUAGCGCUCUCUCAGACCAAAGCGGAAAGCCCUUACUUUAUUCUACAAUCAGGCCACAUCGGAGAACGCAGCUCUCAUAUUUUCGCAACUGGGUCUUCUGCUCACCAUUUAUGACUCUGCUGUUCAAAAUCACCUAACUUGUAGUGCUGUGCAUUGACUCGUACAACCAGCAGCUUACAUGUGUGUGAGGUAUUGGUUGGACCCGUGAUGCCUACUUUGCGGAAUCCUGACUUACUUUUUAUGUGUGCCUGGCUCUGUUUUAAUCGCCCAAUUCAUUUGAGACGCCGUCCCAGGACCUUACUUCUGUGUGAAACACAACACACUCUUCCGUCUUCUCUCUUCAACACUGCCAGUCACCCUACUUUUUACGCCGCUUUCUGCCACUCGUCUGAUCUUAACUGUAGCUCUAAAGGGGAAAAUUCCCACCUGUUGUCGUUCAGCAUACCGACUGACCACUUGUAGCUUCUUUCAACUAAUGUUACCGAUCCUGACUCUCAUUUUGGCGUUUUCUCUCGUGGUUACCAACCCCUAACUACUCAUUACAGGUGGAUGGUCAUUUUAGCCAAUUCCGCCCCACCCUGACUGGUUUCUGCUUCGAGCUUAUUAGCAGUUCAGUGUAAUGCAUUUGCAUCGUGAGAGAGGAGUGAGUCUUCUCGCUGAGUUUCAUACUCUCCGAUAGUUGGCUUAGAGUUUCUCAUUAUGAGGUCUUGAGCGCAACCAGAAGUAAAAUCUCCAGAGCUCUAUGGCGACGUUGCUCUACAACCUUCUUCGACUCAUUUACCUCAUCUUUAAACUUGACCCCUUGAAUUCUUCGCGAUCGUGCGUCCCGGGUGGCAUGCUGGGUUCACUCAUUAUACUCCGAAAGUAGUUGGUAGAUGGCAAUGAUUGCUAUCGUUUUAACUGUUCCUUAAUGAGUUUGUACUAACUUCGAGAUUGAAGCCUUGAGAAGCAGUCGUCCUGCUAGCCAAUAGCAUGCUUUAACUGGCUUCCUGUAGUGAUUGAGACAACUGUCGGAGGGCUGCUUUUCCGAUUCCCGUGCCAAAAAUGAAAAGUCGUAACCCGCCUUCCCUCCCACUACCGGGUUUGGUAAUUCGGUUUUCGAAUGCUGCCUACUUUCCAUUCUCAAGAAUCACGUUAGCUCUUGAUAGAAGCGGCAUCUUUCCUGAAUGGACCCCGCGCUGUCUGAGUCCUUCUUUUGGCCUUUCUCCCAGGAGAUUGACCUCAGGUAGCUGUACAACUGUUUAAAGUUUAUUUUCCGUCAUCUUUGCUGGUUUCCAAACCAAGGUUUUUCGUUUUUCUGCCGAAAGAGACCUUCAAAGCGAGUUUGGGUCAACAUCUUAUUUUUUGGCUUGGACGCUUAACGGUUUGCGCUGAAACACGCCUCCUGAUCUUUCGAUCCUUUAACUCUGCUUCCCGGAUAACCGCCGUCGUUUGCAGUUAAGAGCCUGUUUUGCAGUGCGCGAACCCGAGGUUUACGCCUCGAUGAUCUAUUCACCAGUCAUUUAAUACAGCUCUUCUUUUUCCAUUUCUUUAGGUUGCCGAAAAGAAUCAAAAGAUGAAAGAAUUUGAGGCCGACCUGGCGCAUCGGGCUGAUCAGAUGCGUGAACAGCUGCGUGCCGAGGAGAGCCAGUUCGCGGCGGAGAGACGGACUUUCGAGGCUGAACGCAGUUCCUGGGAAGAGGCUUGGCGUGAGUGGGACAUUGGUGCUGACCUGAGUGGUUCAUCCGGCCUGAGUCUGGGUCUGGGCGAGCGCGUCCUCAAUGAAGUCAUUAAAGAGCGCGGAAAGACGGAAAAGAAGCGUAAAGGUCUAUUUUGA